AUAUGUGCUUGCAAUUUGAUCCUGCGGCGCUCGGUGCGGUGGUGCGCCGAUCGGAGAGUAAUUUACACCGAAUUCCUGGGCAUCCUGGGGUCUGCCGUGCGACCGGGCUUCCUGGAUAAUCGUCUCGCGCCACCGAUGCCACCGUCGACCCACCGCUCCCGUUGUCGCGCAGCAUCCGACACGCUCGUCGCGCGGUGAACGUCGGACGUCAGACGUCCACCAGGAAGACGGUGGUGCGCGUACGCAGCAUUGUCUUCGCAGAAUCUGCGAGUAAAUGUAUGCAAAUUUUUGAGUAAUGCAGGGCAUGAUGCCAGUUAAGACAAAAUCUCGUGUUCCUGAAAACAUGGGGGUCACAGGUGGACUGGUGGAUGCCCGUGCUAAACAAGUUUUGAGAGAAGCUGUGGACGCAGUUGUUAAUAGUUUCGCAAAGCACAGUCAAGGCUAUGGCAGAGUAAAUGUUGUGGAAGCAUUGCAAGAAUUUUGGCAGAUGAAACAAGCGAGAGGAGCAGAAUUGAGAAACGGUGCACUAGUUAUUUAUGAGUCUGUCCCUGGCGCUAACCCGCCUUAUGUUUGUUACGUAACACUUCCUGGUGGAUCCUGUUUUGGAAGUUUUCAGAAUUGCCCCACUAAGGCGGAAGCGCGCAGAUCGGCUGCAAAAAUUGCACUGAUGAAUUCUGUAUUCAAUGAGCAUCCAUCGAGAAAAAUUACUGAUGACUUUAUCGAGAAAGCUGUUGCGGAGGCGAGGGCAAGUUUUGCGAAGCCUUCAGCGACAUCAAACGGAGUUGGAAGCCAAGCACAAGGGAGUGGCGACGAGAAAGAGGAUCCAAACACAGGAAUAGGUGCAUUCCGUUUUAUGUUGGAGUGCAAUCGUGGAAGAACAAUGUUGGAAUUUCAAGAAUUAAUGACAGUCUUUCAAUUGCUUCAUUGGAAUGGCUCUUUGAAAGCCAUGAGAGAGAGACAGUGCAGCAGGCAGGAAGUAGUCGCGCAUUAUAGUCAUCGCGCGUUAGACGAUGAUAUGCGCAGUCAAAUGGCAUUAGACUGGGUGGCUAGGGAGCACGAGAGUGGCGGCGGGGUCGUGGCAAUGGAAUUGGCCUUAGCUGAGCGUGAACUUGAGACUGCCCGAUUAGCGGGACGAGAACUUAGAUUUCCAAAAGAAAAGAAAGACAUACUAAUGCUUGCACACGCGCAGGUCUGUCCGCAAUAAAUUCUGACGUGAAUGUCAUUGAAACAAACAACGCACAAGACUGGUCUUUCUCGCGAAGGAUGGUAAUAGUUUUGAAAAAAUAGCUUCCUGAGAUAUUUUUUUAUGAGGAUCGAUUUUUAUGAACAAUUUUACUUAAUUCUUUUUAAGGCUUAAUGACAAGAAUUAUUCCGUCCUUUUUAUAAAGCAUAUCUCUUUAUAGAGUUUUUCUUUAUAAAGCUUUCUGGUGAUAAUAGAUCUUAAAUGGGAUAUUUUGAUAUAUUAUGUAUAAGAGCACUGAGUAUACAACUCUACCAUCCACCUUCAAGAGUUAUAAAGAUAUACUACGCGCUACAAAAAAUGCUCGCAUUUACAUAUUGAAUCUACUUAAUCAUGUAUAUAUUUUGGGAUACAAGGCUUUGUCUUCCAUUAUCUAUAUCUCGUAUAAUUUUUGUUAACUCUUGAUUGUUGUUAAAGUACGAUCGGGCAAAGUCAAGUAGAUGCAAUUUUGCAAUAAUUUGCAAAUGCAAUAAUUUGGAAUUUUUUUAAAUUAAUAUAUUAUAAAAUUAGCGUGUGUGUAUGGAUAUUCGUAAUAACAUAAAUUGCCAAGAGAGAAUUUUAAGGUAAAAUCGUAAGAUAAUGGUUAUAUAAACAGGGUAAAUUUAAACGAAACGUAAUACAUUGACUUCUACUGAUGUAUAAAAAUUGUUGAAACAAAUCUGUAAAUUGUAAACAACAUGCGUAAUUACAAUUGGGCUAUGAAACUUGAACAGAGGCGAACUUUUAACACAUGAUAGUACACUUUAGGGUAAAUAGGUUUUUCAUAUAUCGCAAGUUAGACAGUUGCUUUUAGCAACACACUGUGCUUCUGCUCUAGUUCUGAAGAUAUUAAUACACAGAAAAAGAGUAAGGUGAUUAUAUUAUCUCGAUAUUCAUACUGCUGUUAUAAGUUAGUAUAUUUUAUAUACACCGAUUUGAGAGAAAGGGCGAAUGUACUACUUUCGAGCACAGUUGAAUAGGAUAUAGUUUAUAAUUUGUUUUAUAAAUAGUUUAUUAUUAUUAUUAAACAUUGAUAAACACAA
Linepithema humile (Argentine ant) is the source of this 2262-nucleotide messenger RNA. RefSeq names its product lowfat (gene lft). Lineage: Eukaryota; Metazoa; Arthropoda; Insecta; Hymenoptera; Formicidae. Gene Ontology annotation, biological process: autophagosome maturation. Gene Ontology annotation, cellular component: cytoplasm. The record is from RefSeq and is a predicted model, not a curated record.